GAGAGAGAGAGCAAAAAUGGAGGAAGAACUGACCAACCGCAGUGAUGGUAACAGUAGCAAUUUGGAUACCGGUAAGGCGGAGAGGUCGGUGUGGCUGAUGAAGUGCCCACUGGUGUUGUCCAAGUCAUGGCAGUCCCAUGCUUUGUCCUCCGACUCUCAAUCUGUCGCCAAGCUUCUCGUCUCUCUCGAUCCUCUCCGUUCCGAAGACGACUUCGCCCUCCAGGUGAUUGACAAUGACCGUGGAGUGCAUAUGCGGCGUAUGCCUGUAAUGGUUGGCUUGAUAUCAUCCAAGUUGAGAAUGUUCUGCUCAUCUGAUAAGAAGAAAACAGUUCUGGUUAAGGUAUCAGACAUAAAACGAACCAGAAGGGACUGUGAGAAGCUGGAGGAUAUCAUUUUUAAGCUUUUUGAAAGGCAGCCUAAUUGGACCUUAAAGCAGCUAGUCCAAGAGACUGAUCAACCUGUGCAAUUUCUGAAAGAGAUACUGAACGAACUCUGUGUGUACACUAAGAUGGGAACAACCCAAGGAACAUGA
This is a messenger RNA of Ilex paraguariensis (yerba mate), 532 nucleotides long. The record is from the annotation of a GenBank genome assembly. NCBI's taxonomy places the organism in Eukaryota, Viridiplantae, Streptophyta, Magnoliopsida, Aquifoliales, Aquifoliaceae.